Molecule: messenger RNA, 3890 nt
Organism: Anguilla rostrata (American eel)
Lineage: Eukaryota; Metazoa; Chordata; Actinopteri; Anguilliformes; Anguillidae
Gene: hif1aa
Product: hypoxia inducible factor 1 subunit alpha a
Exons: 15
Coding region: 368-2602 (744 amino acids)
Biological process (GO): cellular response to hypoxia; regulation of transcription by RNA polymerase II
Cellular component (GO): nucleus
Molecular function (GO): RNA polymerase II transcription regulatory region sequence-specific DNA binding; DNA-binding transcription factor activity, RNA polymerase II-specific; protein dimerization activity
Source: RefSeq, a predicted model, not a curated record
CGGGGGCAGUAGACUACAGUACACAGUAGUGCGGCUUGCGAGAGGCAACUCUGAAGCAGUGGAGCUUCUCAAACUUUGGCAGAAAAAUUUGACACAAAGAAGGCGUCCGACGGAUGCUUUGACAUUCAGAGCAUCAGAGGGUUAACCUCUUAACACUACGAAAAGCAACAAAGUUUUUAAAUAAAAGGGAAUUUGCGAUUUUCUUGGAGUUUCUUUGGAUUUAGCCCGUUAAACAACUACAUUGCUAGCUUGUUGCUGAAUACGUCUUCACACACGGACCUGCAACUUGGUCGCUAACAGCGUUGUUUCGGGAAUAUCUAGCUGGCACCUUGCUAGCAUUGUAGCAAAAAGAGAUUUUCAUCCCAGAAUGGACACAGGGGUUGUCACUGAAAAGAAAAGGGUGAGCUCGGAGCGCAGGAAAGAGAAGUCGAGAGAUGCCGCGCGAUGCCGGAGGGGCAAGGAGUCGGAGGUGUUCUACGAGCUGGCGCACCAGCUGCCCAUGCCCCACAACGUGAGCUCCAACCUGGACAAGGCCUCGGUCAUGAGGCUGGCCAUCAGCUACCUGCGCAUGAGGAAGCUGCUGAGCGCCGAUGAUGCGGUGGUGGAGUCUGACCUGGACUCCCAGCUCAACAGCUUCUACCUGAAGGCCCUGGAUGGGUUCCUCAUGGUGCUGUCUGAGGAUGGGGACAUGAUCUAUCUCUCCGAGAACGUCAGCAAAUGCCUGGGGCUGGCCCAGUUCGACCUGACAGGACACAGCGUCUUUGACUUCACUCACCCCUGCGACCACGAGGAGAUGAGGGAGAUGCUCGUACACAGAACAGGGUCCUCCAAGAAGGCCAAGGAGCCGAGCACGGAGCGAAGCUUCUUCCUGCGCAUGAAGUGCACGCUCACCAACAGGGGGCGCACCGUCAACAUCAAGUCAGCCACGUGGAAGGUGCUCCAGUGCUCAGGACACAUCCGUGUGCACCAGGACGAAGACCCCCAGAACAAGUGCGGCUACAAGGAGCCCCCCGUCCCGUACCUGGUGCUGAUCUGCGAGCCCAUCCCGCACCCCUCCAACAUCGAGUUCCCGCUGGACAGCAAGACCUUCCUGAGCCGCCACACGCUGGACAUGAAGUUCUCCUACUGCGACGAGAGGAUCACAGAGCUGAUGGGAUACGAGCCGGAGGACCUCCUGAAUCGCUCUGUGUACGAGUAUUACCAUGCCCUGGACUCAGACCACCUGACCAAGACUCACCACAACCUGUUUGCCAAGGGCCAGGCCACCACAGGCCAGUACCGCAUGCUGGCCAAGCGGGGAGGCUUUGUGUGGGUGGAGACCCAGGCCACCGUAAUCUACAACAACAAGAACUCGCAGCCCCAGUGCAUCGUGUGCGUCAACUACGUGCUCAGCGGGGUGGUGCAGGAGGACCUGGUCCUGUCUCUGGAGCAGACGGAGAAGAAGGCCAAGCCCGUGGAGGAGGAGGAGGAAGAGAAGAACCCCGAGGCUGACAUGGGCAAGCUCUUCACCAAGGUGGCGGAGGAAAAGGCCAUGGGGAGCCUGUACAACGAGCUGAAGGAGAAGCCCGAGGCGCUCACCCUGCUGGCUCCCGCUGCCGGAGACACCAUCAUCUCCCUGGACUUCAGCAGCCCAGACUCUGAGAUCCUGCUGGUGAAGGAGGUCCCCCUCUACAAUGACGUGAUGCUGCCCUCCAGCAGCGAAAAGCUGCCUCUGUCCCCCCUGCCCCCCAGCGAGCCGGCCCAGUCCCUGGUCGCCAAGCUGGAACCCAGCUCCGAGAGCUUCCCCUUCCCCGCACCCUGUUCCCAGGAAGCCUCCGGCACCCCCUCAGGCCCCAGCACUGGCCCCAGUUCCCCAGAGCCCGGCAGCCCGAUGGACUUCUGCUUUCGCGUCGACUCUGACAUCGGCAGCGAGUUCAAACUGGACCUGGUGGAGAAACUGUUUGCCAUCGACACAGAGCCCAAGACCCCUUUCACCACACAGGCCAUGGAGGACCUGGACCUGGAGAUGCUGGCCCCCUACAUCCCCAUGGACGAUGACUUCCAGCUGCGCUCUCUGUCCCCCGCGGAGCCCCUGACCCUCAUCCUGGCCAAGCCCGGCUCGGCCCCCCCCACACAGCACCUGCACGAGGCCUGCAGCUCUCCCAGCUCCCCCUUCAGCCAGACCUCCUCCCCCGCCCCCUCGGAGGAGUCGGACGCCCCGCGCUGUGCCACCCCGCUCGCCAAGAGGCUGUCCGCUCUGGACAGGGAGCUCAGUCCCCAGAGGCUGGCCAUACAGAACCGUCAGCGCAAGAGGAAGUUGGAGGACGUCACCAUCUUGUCCCAGGCUGUUGGACUGGGUGCUUUGCGCCAGGAAGUGACAGACCCUGCCGAGCAGGGAAAGAAAGCCAAGGUGCUGGAGGCUCGCGGCUCAGAGCUGCUUUCAAGCAAGACCAUCCUUCUCCUGCCUUCCGAUCUGGCCUGCCGCCUGCUCGGGACGUCUUUCGAGGGCAGUGGUCUUCCCCAGCUCACACGCUACGACUGUGAGGUCAACGCCCCGGUCCUGGGCCGCCAACACCUGCUGCAGGGAGAGGAGCUCCUGCGUGCCCUGGACCAAGUUAACUGAACUGAACGCCAGCCUGGUGUUCAGUACCGGACACUGCUACUCCACCCCCCACCCCAAACCAAGCUCCCUCUAUUUAUAUUUUCUAUGUCUAGUUACCGUCUUGCACCAUAUAUGUAGAUCUUAACGGAUUUCCCAUUUGGCAGAACAUAUAUUAACACAGCAGCAGCCUUGAGGUAGCCUUAACCUUGAGCACUGGGAAGGACAAGUGUACCAGCUGUCUUAUUGUGAUUCAGACCCAAUGUGGGCCAAAGGCCCACGCUCACCAGUGACACACGCGGUCAGUGGUUUGAAAAAUAGCCAUCUUCUUUUCUGUCUCCACAGUACCAGUGCUUUUGCCAGUGGUGUAUUGUAGCAUCGAUCGCACAAUUAUAUAUUUUCUUAAAAAAACAAAACAAAAAAAAAAACAAAAAAGAUUCCCAGCAGAUCAUGCAAUAUAUGAGGCAUUUUUAAAAGUACUUUAAUGAAAGAUUCAACAUUUAUUUUUUUCUGUAUUUUCUUUCCUGUUCUCUGUGUGAUGGUAGAGUGCAUAAAAAUGUGUUGCGUCUGGAUUCGUUUUGUCUCCCUGUCUAAUCUGUCACGAUCCGAAUGACGUCUGUUAGUGGUUCACCGAUAUAUGCGGCUUAGGCAGUUCUAUGUCAGUCCAUACAUGUUGCUGUACGCUGUGUAUUUGUUUGCAUAGAUCACCUGUAACAUUUAGAAUGAUGAAGAUUGCGUGUAAAAACACCAGCAAAAUUAACGUUUUGAAAUGAGCAGAAAAUUAAUUGUGAAACAUGACUGAGUCAUUUGGACCUGAAAUUGUGUGAUUUUUGGAAGUUAUCAUGAGAGGUUAGUAACAGAUGUAUAGUCUAAUUCUGAAAUAGAUUUUUAAAAUAUAUAUUUUAGUUACUUUAGUCACCUUUUCCCACCAGCUGAAAGGUAGCCAUGCAGUAGAUUUAAAUGCCCAUGCUUAAUCACUGUAGCAGAACAGUAUGUUAGGCUUAAUUGACGUAUAUUGUUGAUUAGUCCAGCCAGCCCAUAUUCCCAGCUUCACACUGUAUUUAAUGGUGGCAGUUAUGCAAUGUCGGUUCUCAUGCUUCUUGCUGUCACUGUACUAUUAACAAUUGUAACAACAUAAUACAUCUGUUGACUUUUUUGUGUCCUUGGGGAGUUACUUUCCUAAUAGGAUUUUGUCAUAUGUGUAAACUUCUGUUAAUUCAUCUUUCUGCUGUCUGUUGUUUGGUCUUCUAACACUAAAUGUAUUGUUUUAUUGCAUCAGUAAAUAAAAAAUGCGGACCAGGUUAUAUGAAAA